Molecule: messenger RNA, 881 nt
Organism: Fomitopsis serialis
Lineage: Eukaryota; Fungi; Basidiomycota; Agaricomycetes; Polyporales; Fomitopsidaceae
Exons: 3
Coding region: 203-832 (209 amino acids)
Source: RefSeq, a predicted model, not a curated record
GGAUCGCAGCUUCUUCGGCGCACAGACUGUGACGAUCCGCAGGUCACGCCGAGUGGUCCAGGGUUUUCGGUCAUGAGACAAUCUUGGCAUAUAGCUGUGCUGGGAUCCCCGAUAAGUACUCAGGUGCUGCUCAGUGUUGAUCACCGCGCUGAUCGUGAAGUCGACCGGCUUCAAGUCGCGAUCAACACGCAGACAAUUUGCUAUGCACCUGUUCUUUGUGUCUCUCCGUACGACAGUGCAUUCGGAGAAUCCCCACUUUUGCUUCCGGAAAUACAGUUUUCCUAGCCACCCGUACCUCGAAUGGAUUCGGCAAGCGCAUAAGCACCUAUUCGCACAACAAAGGUGCACGAACUCACCGAGUGGCCUAGCCGUACCAGUAUCGUGGCGACGUGCUAGUGCACGCCUAACUCCGGGACUAGCGGCCUCGCAGCCUGUGCAGCAAGCACGUGCACCGAGUCACCGUCCCGCGAACGCUCUCACAUCCAUCUGGACCUACCGGGCAUCCCCAGCAUUUAUCGCAUUAUUUUACCUGCUUCCCUUAUGCUACCUAGCACCUCCCACGCGGCGCGGACUAUGCCUGGACCCAAGGACGCUGGCCGCGAGUUACCGGUGGCGGUUCUCUGUCGUCGUUGACGGUUGGAUCAUGGCUCAUGCAUCCAAUCAGUGUUCUUCGAGAUCCCCACCAUCUGUCCAAUCUGCCGGUGCAGAUUUCAUAGAACCUCGGGAGACAUUCAAAUUCGGACACAUGAAGACAUUUGUCCACCAUGCGUUCUGUUCUCCAAGAGAAUGUCCGAGACUCGACUCUCGUCCGCGUGCAAGUCUCCUUGUUUGAGCGACAACACACCACACAUAGACGUGUCAAAAGGAAGACGUCACACCCC